GUCUUCCUUACGACGUGACGUCAUGGGUACAACGAUUACUAAACCAGACCCCGUAACCCCUCGCCGCCGCUCUCGCCCCUCUCCAUUAACCGCUCGUAGGAUAGGGCCAGUGCAUAACGCGAGAAUUCAGUUAGACAUAGCGCUUGGUCGAGUUGGUUUUGUAUUUAUUUAUGUCGUUUGUCAGUUCCGCUAUGGCGUAGUGGUACAAAAAACGCGUAACCCAGUGACGAUUACCUUUAAUUAAAUAGUGCGAAAUAAAUAUUUAAUGGUGAAGAUGUCGGUGAUGCAAAUACAACAAGCCAAGAGGCAGCAGUGCUAUCUUUGUGACCUUCCCAGGAUGCCAUGGGCGAUGGUUCACGAUUUUUCGGAAGCGGUAUGUAGAGGUUGCGUUAAUUAUGAGGGCGCCGAUAGGAUAGAAAUAGUUUUAGAAACUGCCCGACAAAUGAAACGAGCUCACGGUUUUCAAGAACAAAGAUCUGGACAUAAUACUAAAACACAUCGGGGUACUACCGCCCACGAUCACCAGAACGGCGAAGUAGUAGCGUCGUCUAGUAGACAACAGAACGCUCCCCAUCAUACGCCCGCGUACGGAAUCCAUCAUUCUAGAACGAAUAUGUUGGCAGAAUAUCAAGCCGCUCAACAACAACAACCUCCGCCGCCUCCUAGAGGUAGAACUCAAUUAGAAGCGACAUCCGAGCACGAACACGUAGCCCGCACCACCGUUCGUUUACCAACGGCGGCACAUUUAACACCUCACCAUCAAUUACAAACCCAUCACCAUUCUAGUAACGGCAGGCCUGGCGCUCUACCCCAACAGGGUAUCAAAAGAGGAUUAUCGACCACGGAAGACGACGAACAUCACGGACACCAUCAUUCUAACGGCGAUAUCAGCGGCGCUAAAAGAAUGAUGUCCGUUGAAGAACACAGUAACGCUGUACGACCCCCUUUAACAAGGGGAGAUUCAUUACCUGCAGUUUCGUUAGGACAAUCGUUCGUUAUAUCUACGGAGAGAACGUUUAAACAAGAAAAACAUCCCAUCAGGACCGCUUCCUUUGACGCCGGGACCGCAUUCAAACCUAGUGGUAUGAAAAUUUUCUUAAAUACUCUACCAGCACCUGUCUCGGUAGCGAGUGCGAAUGGAACAAGUUCUAGUUCUCCUUUAAGCAACAGGACCGGCUCACCACCUGAAGCCAAUAUGGCCGGUGCUACACCGCAGACUCAACCUACUACAGGUUCCGGUCAGAGUCCAAUGGCGGCUCUAAUCUCUGUAGCCGAUAAUUUACCACCCGGUAGUCCACGUUCAACUGGUGGUAGUCCGCCUACCAACGUAGCACCUCGAUCGGCGUCUAGGGGAUCGCAACAUUCACCGAACUCAACAGCGGGAUCGUCAAGUGGUAGACGAUCGUCUGGUUCGAGACACGUUUCAUCGACGACUGUAACAUCAACAGAAGCUGGUACUAUGUCGACUGGCGGUAACGAAUCCUUAACAAAUAACGGAGAAAACGUUGCCGCCGCUACACCAACGGCUACAGCCACUUUGAAAUGUACUUUGUGCCAGGAAAGAUUAGAAGACACGCAUUUCGUGCAAUGUCCUUCAGUGCCCCAUCACAAAUUCUGUUUUCCCUGUAGCAGGGAGAGCAUAAAGAGGCAAGGAGCUGGAUCAGAGGUAUAUUGUCCGAGUGGAGAGAAAUGUCCAUUGGCGAAUUCGAACGUACCCUGGGCAUUUAUGCAGGGAGAAAUCGCCACGAUUUUAGGCGAAGAUUACAAAGUGAAGAAAGAGCGCGAAUCUUAAAAAAUACGACACGUUGUUGAGGGUGAAACUCUUUGCUCGAUAAAAUCGAGAAAAAUCUCUUGACAGAGAAGCGAAAUUGGUGAAAGGCAAGAAAAAAAAACAA
This is a messenger RNA of Diorhabda carinulata, 1895 nucleotides long. RefSeq names its product interferon regulatory factor 2-binding protein-like B (gene Pits). Gene Ontology annotation, biological process: regulation of transcription by RNA polymerase II. NCBI's taxonomy places the organism in Eukaryota, Metazoa, Arthropoda, Insecta, Coleoptera, Chrysomelidae. Gene Ontology annotation, molecular function: transcription corepressor activity. The coding region runs from base 266 to 1792 and encodes 508 amino acids. Gene Ontology annotation, cellular component: nucleus. The transcript has 4 exons. The record is from RefSeq and is a predicted model, not a curated record.